GGGAAAGCUAAGAUUCCAAAUUAAAGUUGGAAUCGCAAGGAACAGCAAGCAGCUCUGCUGAAUGGACUCCUCCGUGGGGUUAUUGUGCAGGUCACGAGGUUAGCUCACUUUUGUCUUUUUACUCAGCUGCUGCAGAAGAAAUCCUCUGUGUGUUCUCCUGAAUUGUAAAGGCUGGUAAGAAAGAGAAGCCGAAGUCAUCCAUUAAUCCCCGGGCAAGGUCCUAUUGAAGCAGCUGCAGUGAAAGCUCUCACACGCUGCCCUGGAAAUAACCCCGGCUGUGACGUGGUGAGAUGACCCUAGAAUUCCGAAAAAGCAGGCCGAGGCCCUAUGGUUUAGUGAUUCCCAUUAGUACCAAUGCAGAUGGAAGCUACAUCUCCAACAUCCUCUCUGCGAGUCACCAGAGGCGAGCGCCGCGGGAGGUGUCCCCGAGCCCCAGACAGCUCUACUUCAACGUCACCGCCUUCGGGAGGGAAUUCCACCUGCGGCUGAAGCCCAACACUCGCUUGCUGGCUCCCGAGGCCGUGGUGGAGUGGUACGAAGACUCUGUGCAGACUGGGAGCCAUGGUGCUAACACGAGCCGGACUGGCGCUGCUACAGAGCGACUGUGGAAGAGGGAGCCCCUGUGGACCAACUGCGCCUACGUGGGGGACAUCACGGACAUCCCCGGAGCUGCGGUGGCCAUCAGCAACUGCGACGGGCUGGCUGGAAUGAUAAGAACCGAUGAGGAUGAGUACUUCAUUGAGCCCUUGGAAAGAGGCAAGCAGAUGGAAGAGGAGAAGGGAAGGAUCCACAUGGUGUACCGGCGGUCAGCAGUAGCGCAGCAUCCCCCCGACACGCUCCCCGAUGUCCACACAGAAGGGUCCCUCCUGGGAGCGCUGAGUUCCCUGCACGGCCAGGUGGAGCAGCGGCUGAACGAGAGCCUGCGGCGCCGCCGGCACGCGGGAGACGACGACCACAACAUCGAGGUGCUGCUGGGGGUGGACGACUCCGUCGUCCGAUUCCACGGCAAAGAACACGUCCAAAACUACCUCCUCACCCUCAUGAACAUCGUGAAUGAAAUUUACCACGACGAGUCCCUGGGCGUUCACAUCAACGUCGUGCUGGUGCGAAUGAUCAUGUUGGGGUACGCGAAGUCCAUCAGCCUGAUCGAGCGGGGGAACCCCUCGCGCAGCCUGGAGAACGUGUGCCGCUGGGCCUAUCAGCAGCAGAAGUCGGACCCCAGCCACGCCGAGCACCACGACCACGCCAUCUUCUUAACCAGGCAAGAUUUUGGGCCCGCUGGUAUGCAAGGAUACGCUCCUGUGACGGGCAUGUGCCACCCAGUCCGGAGCUGCACCCUCAACCACGAGGACGGGUUUUCGUCAGCCUUUGUUGUUGCUCAUGAGACCGGGCACGUGCUGGGCAUGGAGCACGACGGGCAGGGAAACAGAUGCGGGGACGAGACGGCGAUGGGCAGCGUCAUGGCCCCCUUGGUGCAGGCUGCCUUCCACCGCUACCACUGGUCCCGCUGCAGCGGCCAGGAGCUCAGGAGAUACAUCCACUCUUACGACUGUCUGCUUGACGACCCUUUCGAGCACGACUGGCCCAAGCUGCCUGAGCUGCCAGGCAUCAACUAUUCCAUGGACGAGCAGUGCCGCUUCGACUUCGGUGUGGGCUACAGGAUGUGCACAGCGUUCCGAACCUUUGAUCCGUGCAAGCAGCUGUGGUGCAGCCACCCCGACAACCCCUAUUUCUGCAAGACCAAGAAAGGACCUCCCCUCGACGGCACGGAAUGUGCACCUGGAAAAUGGUGCUACAAAGGUCACUGCAUGUGGAAGAACACCAACCAGCUGAAGCAGGAUGGACACUGGGGACCCUGGACCAAGUUUGGCUCCUGCUCCCGGACCUGUGGAACUGGGGUUCGCUUCCGCACGCGCCAGUGCAACAACCCAAUGCCCAUCAAUGGAGGUGACGACUGCGCCGGGGUCAAUUUUGAGUUCCAGCUGUGCAGCACCGAGGAGUGUCCGAAGCACUUUGAGGACUUCAGGGCGCAGCAGUGCCAGCAGCGCAAUUCCCACCUGGAGUUCCGGGGCAACCGGCACCACUGGCUGCCCUACGAGCACCCCGACCCUCCCAAGAGAUGUCACCUGUACUGCCAGUCCAGGGAAACCGGGGAUGUGGCUCACAUGAAGCAGCUGGUGCAUGACGGGACUCGCUGCUCCUACAAGGAUCCCUACAGCAUCUGUGUCCGUGGGGAAUGUGUGAAAGUGGGCUGUGACAAGGAAAUUGGCUCCAACAAGGCCGAGGAUCAGUGUGGGGUCUGUGGCGGGGACGACUCCCACUGCCGGACUGUGAAGGGGACCUUCACCCGCACCCCCAAAAAGCUCGGGUACCUUAAGAUGUUUGAUAUCCCUCCUGGGGCUCGACAUGUGUUUAUCCAAGAAGACGAGGCCUCUCCUCACUUCCUUGCAAUCAAGAACCAGGCUACAGGACACUAUAUCCUGAACGGGAAAGGGGAGGAGGCCAGAUCCCGAUCCUUCAUCGACCUGGGCGUGCAGUGGGAAUACAGCAUCGAGGACGACAUCGAAACGCUGCACACGGACGGGCCCCUGCACGACACCGUGGUAGUGCUGAUCAUUCCUCGGGAGAACGACACCAGAUCCAGCCUGACUUACAGAUACAUCAUCCACGAGGAUUCGGUGCCGACCAUCCACAGCAACAACGUGCUGCGGGAGGACACGGACACCUUCGAGUGGGCCUUGAAGAGCUGGUCCCAGUGCUCCAAACCCUGUGGUGGAGGGUUCCAGUACACCAAAUACGGGUGCCGCAGGAAGAGUGACAACAAGAUGGUCCAUCGCAGCUUCUGUGAAGGCAGCAAAAAGCCAAAGCCCAUCCGUAGGAUGUGCAACCUGCAGGAGUGCACGGAGCCCCUCUGGGCAGCAGACGAGUGGGAACACUGCACCAAAACCUGUGGGAAUUCUGGCUACCAGCUACGCACGGUGCGCUGCAUCCAGCCUCUUCCCGACGGCACCAACCGCUCCGUCCAUGCCAAGUUCUGCAGCGGGGAUCGCCCUGAGAGCCGCCGCUCCUGCAACCGGGCACCGUGUCCUGCCCCGUGGAAAACCGGACCCUGGUCCCAGUGCUCGGUGACCUGCGGGGAGGGGACUGAGAGCCGGCAGGUCCUGUGCCGUGCUGGGGACCGCUGCGACGGGGAACGGCCCGAGUCCGUGAGGGUCUGCCAGCUCGCUCCCUGUGACGACGAGCCCUGCCUGGGAGACAAAUCCAUCUUCUGCCAGAUGGAAGUGCUGGCCCGGUACUGCUCCAUCCCUGGAUACCACAAGCUGUGCUGUGAAUCCUGCGGGCAGCGCAGCAGCACCUUCCCACCUCCCAGAGCUGCCGGGACCGAGGGGCACACAGCGUUGGAUCCGGGCAACCUGCUGAGGGCUCCGCCGGUGCCCACCCCUGCGGUGCCCCCCCGGGCUCAGCUCCUGCCCAGGAGCAGUUCCCUGGGCCGGCCACCUCCGGCAACAGAGGAGGCUGAGUGGCACAUCCCACCCUCCAGCCCCGAGCCCAAAGGCACCGGUGUUCCACACCGGAGAGCUCCUCCGGCUGGGAAGACUUCCCGCCUCUUGGCUUUGCUGCACCAGGCCCCUGCCAACAGCAGCAGCCUCAGCCCUCGCAGGGCUCUGCCUCCGGUGCCAGCGGAGAACAUGGCAGCAGGGGCUCCUGCACCAGCCAGGGCCUCUGGGAACAGCGAGGAUCACCUUGGGAAGCGAUGGUCUCCAAGGGCCGGCCCUGUGGAUCGAUGAAGGGGAAGGCUUGUGGAGAUAGCCAUGGAAAAGGGGCUUUGUUGUGCGCUCCAGGGGGAAUUCCCUGAACUCUGAACACUCCGGAGUGCACUGUGUGCCCCAGGCAGGACACUGCAGGGCACAGCUCGUCCCCUGGAAAUACAAAGGACAAGAAGUGCUGGUUCACUUUCUGUUGCUCCGGCCUCCUCCUGCCCCGUGUUCCCUGCCCAGCUGGGAUGCACGGAUGAAACCCAAGCAAGAUUCCUGGCAGGGAGUAGGAGUCGCUGAGGGCUCCAUCCAGCCUGGGCCCAAAGGUGGCCCUGACCUCACUCUCCCCCAUGAUUUUGGGUUCCAAACACUCACCUGGAGGAAAUGCCCCACUGCAGGCAGGCCCAGACAGCAACACCUGAUAAAACACCUUUGCCACGGACCAAGGGAGCCCUCAGGACUUGUUUGGCUCAUCUACCCCUGGACAGGGAUGUUGCACAAGCACCUUUGCAGCCGUUGGGUAAAUCCUGGACAGGGCAGGAAAUCAGGGUUAUCAUUAGAAUUUUGUGCUGUCACACAACUGUUUACCUGUGUUGUUCUGCCCCGUGGACAUUUCCAAGGGGCCGGUGUUUAAAGCAGCAGUAGCAUAAAAGGAGGGGUUUCAUUUGCGUAGGAAUUAAACUGUUGGCACAACAGGUUUGGGGGGUUUGGGGCAUCAUCAGUGCGAUGCUGGAUUUUGAAAUAGGGAAACCCUGUAGAUACUGCAAGUGCUGUCCUGGUCCCAGGCCAAAGGGGUUCCCAGCUGCUCCCCACGUCUGUGCUGAACCAGCACCCAGAGGCAGAACAGGUGCUGCCAAGACUUCAAGGAGAGGAUUUUUUUCCUGACAGGAAGCAUGGAUUUCAAGGCCUGAGAGAUGUUUCUUUCCACCGUGGUUCACCUCCAAACCUCCUCGAGUACGGCACAUCCGACUGCAAUCAUUAAUUUAUGCCAAUCCCCCACCUUGUCUCAGCCCCACCAGCCACGCUCCCUCCAGCCCAUUGCUGUAAAGGACUUGUAAAGGGGAGUGAGAGCUACAAAUAUUUAUUAAAAAAGUGGAUUUCUUGACAAUAUUUUAUGUACUAAAUAUUUACACCAAGAGCAGGUGACUCUUCUUUUUGCCAAGAUCAAAUCCAGAGAUGGAAUUAGAUGCUGUGUUGUAGGGACAGAACGGAAAGUUAAGCUACUAAACUGCUGUAGAGAAAUGAUUGAUUUGUAUUCUUCAAAAAGAUGACAGGGUUUUAUCACAGUUUUCUCUCAUUUCUCGGUGGGCUAUUACAGUUUCACAUGCAAUUGCUGCCCCCCUCUAAGGAAUCCCCAGGACCCACCCAUUUAAUGCUGUGAAGUGAUUGGGGCCCCAAAGAUCCAGUUCUGGCAACAUCCCGGUGCCCCUGUGGGGUCCCUCAGAGGAAAUAAGGGUGGCAAUGGCUCAGCAGAGGUGUCCAGCCCCCAGUGCAGAUAAUCCUUGGACCUUUGGAUGUCCUUUCUUCCCAGCUCAUUGCUCUGUCUGUCACUCCUGAUGCUGCGUGUGUAUCGGGGAGCACAUGACAAUAAAACCUUCAACAGCCCAA
Molecule: messenger RNA, 5363 nt
Organism: Empidonax traillii (willow flycatcher)
Lineage: Eukaryota; Metazoa; Chordata; Aves; Passeriformes; Tyrannidae
Gene: ADAMTS3
Product: ADAM metallopeptidase with thrombospondin type 1 motif 3
Exons: 22
Coding region: 291-3788 (1165 amino acids)
Biological process (GO): extracellular matrix organization; proteolysis
Cellular component (GO): extracellular matrix
Molecular function (GO): metalloendopeptidase activity
Source: RefSeq, a predicted model, not a curated record